GACAUGGCUCGUUGGAUGAAACCAGAGGUGUACCCGCUGCUGGCAGCCAUGACGUUUGUGACAAGCAUGUGCGUCUUUCAGAUCACCAGGAAUGUUCUCAUGAAUCCUGAUGUCAGAAUUAAGAAAAGCAACCGAGCCUCAGCUGUUUUGGAGAAUGCAGAGGAAGGCUACAAGUACAGCCAACAUGGUUUUCGCAAGUUUCUUAGCGAUCGCACACCUCAAGUCUUUCCUGCACUCAAUAGUUUCUUCUCAAAGACUGACAACUGA
Molecule: messenger RNA, 267 nt
Organism: Dendrobium catenatum
Lineage: Eukaryota; Viridiplantae; Streptophyta; Magnoliopsida; Asparagales; Orchidaceae
Exons: 3
Coding region: 4-267 (87 amino acids)
Source: RefSeq, a predicted model, not a curated record